Molecule: messenger RNA, 2235 nt
Organism: Closterium sp. Naga37s-1
Lineage: Eukaryota; Viridiplantae; Streptophyta; Zygnematophyceae; Desmidiales; Closteriaceae
Source: the annotation of a GenBank genome assembly
AUGUGCAAGGCAAUUUCGCGUGCAGGAGGUGACCGCUCAGGUGAUUCCUCUUUAACCUUACGCCAUUCCGCCCCCUCCCCUUCCAACCCCUCCCCCUUUUCUCUGCAAACUCCCUCUCCGCCCAACUCCUCUCCUCACUGCCCCCACAGCGCAGUGGCCGUUGGAGUGACUUUUGAGAACCGUCAAAAGCCAUCUCCCCGCCCUUCCCUUCCCCCUCUCCCCCCCUGUAGAGGCUUGGCUCGUGCAGUGCAGUACAAUGCAGCGCUGGCGUGCGCCUGCUACAUGGCGUUGAAAUCGCUUUUGAGAAUUCUCAAAACCGAUUUCAAUAUUCCCUGCUUGCCCUCUCCCCUCCUCCCAGUGGCUCGUGCAGUCCAGUACAAUGCAGCGCUGGCGUGCGUCUGCUACAUGGCGUUGCAGAGUGGCUGGGCCUGGUGCAUAAACUGCAGCUCUGGCGUGCAUCUGCAUCAUGGUAUCGCAGGGCUGCAUGGUGCUGCAGGGCUUCAUUACCCUGCUCCCUUCCCCCUCCCCCUCCUCCUUUUCUUCCCCUGCUCCCUUCCCCCUCCCCCUCCUCCUCUUCUUACCCUGCCCCCUUCCCCCUCCCCCUCCUCCUCUUCUUCCCCUGCUCCCUUCCCCCUCCCCCUCCUCCUCUUCUUCCCCUGCUCCCUUCCCCCUCCCCCUCCUCCUCUUCUUCCCCUGCUCCCUUCCCCCUCCCCCUCCUCCUCUUCUUCCCCUGCUCCCUUCCCCCUCCCCCUCCUCCUCUUCUUCCCCUGCUCCCUUCCCCCUCCCCCUCCUCCUCUUCUUCCCCUGCUCCCUUCCCCCUCCCCCUCCUCCUCUUCUUCCCCUGCUCCCUUUCCCCUCCCCCUCCUCCUCUUCUUCCUCUGCUCCCUUCCCCCUCCCCCUCCUCCUCUUCUUCACCUGCUCCCUCCCUCCCUCCCCUCCUCUUCCUCUGCUCUCCCUGCUCCCUCCCUCACCCCCCUCCCCUUCCUCUGCUCUCCCUGCUCCCUCCCUCACCCCCCUCCCCUUCCUCUGCUCUCCCUGCUCCCUCCCUCCCCCCCCGCCCCUCCUCUGCUCUCCCUGCUCCCCCUCUCCCCCCCUCUCCAGUGGCUCGUGCAGUACAAUGCGGCCUUGGCCUGCAUCGGCUGCAUGGUGCUGCAGGGCUUUAUAGACGACGUGCUCGAGACACCCAGCCGUGUGCCACACACACCACCAUCGCCAUCCCACCAGCAAAUCAUAGCCUCCCUGCCUCUCCUAAUGGCCUAUUCAGUCCACACCACCAUCGCCAUUCUCAAGCCCCUUGAUUCCUCCCCCCUCUCCCCGUCACCCCCUCCCCCUCUUUCCCCCCUGGCCCCGGCUCCCCCCUCCCCUUCUCCUCCACAGCAAAAUCAUAUUUCCCGCCAUAGCCGCACUGCCUCUCCUGAUGGCCUAUUCCGGCCCAAGCCGCUGCGGCCGCUGCUGGCAGGGCUGGCUUGGUCAGGGGGGGAGGCAGCAGGGUCAGGGGGGGAGGCAGCAACGUGGGACCUUGGCGUGCUGUACAAGGUGUGCCUGGUGGUUCUCGUGGUGUUCUGCACCAACUCCAUCAACAUCCUUGCUGGAAUCAACGGGUUGGAGGCCGGGCAGACUGCUGUGAUCGCCGCUGCGGUACUGCUGUUCAACAUAUGGCAAAUUGGCGAGCUGCCGGGCUUUAAGUUGCCACUGCAGCCGGACAUGCAGCAGGCCCACCUCUUCUCCAUCUACCUCAUCCUGCCGCUUCUUGCCUGCACGCUCGCCCUGCUUGUCUUUAACUGGUACCCCUCGCAGGUCUUUGUGGGUGACACAUUCACCUACUUUGCUGGAAUUACACUGGCAGUGGUCGGCAUUUUGGGACACUUCAGUGAGACUCUGCUGCUGCUGAUGCUCCCUCAGGUUAUCAAUGCAGUUUACUUCGUUCCCCAGCUACUCAAUAUUGUGCCGCGCCCAAGAUUUUCCCUGCCUGCCAAGUUCGACCCAGCUACACACCGUCUGACGGGCAGCAACGACCUCAACCUCGUCAACCUCUUCCUGCGCGUCUUCGGCCCGUGCACCGAGGAGCAGCUCUGCAUCCGCCUGCUUCUCUUCCAGGUGCCCCCUGCUCUUCCAAUUGUCCCGUUGGCAGCUGUAGCUAGUGUUUCUGUCACGCUGCCUAGCCUCUUCGGCCCGUGCACCGAGGAGCAGCUCUGCAUCCGCCUGCUGCUCUUCCAGGUGCAUUGCAGUGUGUGA